GCGGGGCCCGGGCGGGCGGCUCGGAGAGCUCAGCGCCCCGGGCGCAAGUCUAGUCGCGGAGGCGAACCAGUGGACUCGUCUAAGAGCAACAUGGCUGACAGCAAGGCCAAGCCUGCCAAAGCUGCCAACAAGACACCACCCAAGUCCCCGGGAGACCCAGCCAGGGACAAGACUGCCAAGAGGUUGUCACUGGAGUCAGAGGGUGCCAACGAGGGGGCAGCUGCAGCCCCUGAGCUCAGUGCCCUGGAGGAGGCCUUCCGGCGGUUUGCCGUACACGGGGACACCAGGGCAACGGGAAAGGAGAUGCAUGGCAAGAACUGGUCCAAACUGUGCAAAGACUGCCACGUGAUCGAUGGGAAGAAUGUGACUGUCACGGAUGUGGACAUUGUCUUCAGCAAGAUCAAAGGGAAGUCCUGCAGGACCAUCACCUUCGAGCAAUUCCAGGAGGCGCUAGAGGAGCUGGCCAAGAAGCGGUUCAAGGAUAAGAGCAGCGAGGAGGCUGUGCGUGAGGUGCACCGGCUCAUUGAGGGACGAGCGCCAGUCAUCUCUGGUGUCACGAAAGCUGUGUCCUCACCUACGGUGUCACGGCUCACAGACACAACCAAGUUCACAGGCUCCCACAAAGAGCGCUUUGACCAAUCAGGAAAGGGCAAGGGCAAAGCUGGCCGCGUGGACCUGGUGGAUGAGUCAGGUUAUGUGCCUGGCUACAAGCAUGCAGGCACCUAUGACCAGAAGGUGCAGGGGGGCAAGUAGCCUUAUAGGCCGAAGCUCUGAACACUGCAGGUGCCAGGCACAGGACUGAAACCCAUUGCACUUCAUUACAUUCCUAUGUUCAACUGGGCAGAACUCAAAAUGCACCUCCCCUAGGCAAUGGUGGGGGCAGUGCCCAGGCCUCCUCCUGCUGGGUGCUUUGACACUUCUCUCUCAGACCCCAGGUGUGGGCCGCGAUUCAUUGUCCUUUCCUAACAUACCUGCUCUGUCCACAGCUGGGAAGUGGACUGCUAUUUCCAAACUGUCUCCCAGGAUCAUACCACACUGGCCACUUGAUCUGCAGGUAACAGGGGGUGUUUGAGGCAUUGGUAGGCAUAAGGAUGAGCAGAGCAGACAUCAGAACUCACACUGACUUAUCCAGACACUUCUAGGGCAGUGGGAGCUAAGGAACUAACCAAGUGCAUAGAGUAAUCCUAAACAGGCCUCUUUCCUGACCACGGGAAGUGACUGACACUACUGGUUGUUGUGUCACUGUGUAUGUGGAACAGCUCACAUUAGUACACAUGUGCACACAAACACACACAGACACGCACACACAUAUACGUGCUCAUCAACCAAGUCUGUGCUGAGAGUGGUCAAGAGACAAUGGACGCCUGGUGACCAGGGGAGUGACUUGGAACAUGAAGCUGGAAGAUUUUCAGUGCCGUUCUGAGAAAGGCUAAGACUAUGUGCUUGGUCUCAAGAGUGAUCCACAGAGACCCAAAACAUGAAGCUGCCAUGACUUUCUCCUUGUCCUGUCCCAUUAUCAGCUUGGGACACACAGGAUGCUGAGACAUUUGGUCAGGACCAGGCCUGUGCAGUUGUUCUACUGGGUUGAGAUGGGAGCUUUUGCCAAGGCAAGUUAUGCUGUGCCUUGUUCAAAAGUAUGUAUCUUCAGCUUAUGAAGCCACCUCUGGGCUCAGUUUUCCUAACCUUUCUCUUGAGUGCAAAUGCAGGGCACUGGACAUUAGAACUAGCCCCCCAAAAAGACUUGUAGCAUUUACUAGGGGUUCUUUUUCUGCCACAGGAGAGAACACACGACUCAGCUCAUCCAUGUGUGAGGGCACCACUUAGGCAGGCCCAAAGGCAUGAGCCACUAUCAUUACAGUCCCACAACAACUGUUCCUUUGCAUUAACACAACCCUACCCUUGCAUGAAAAUGAAACUUGCUGAACUAUGUGGUCUUGUUCUUAGAAAGCACCCGCAGUGGUCUCAGGACAUGGCUACCAGCGCAGGUGGUUGUUGAGGAUGGGACAUCUUACAUGGCUUGGCACAGCACAAGUAGACAGCAAAGAUGCCUUCCUCAUGGUCACAGCACAGUUGCAUUAUUCACUCCUCUGGGGCCUAGAGAGCAUGCCUUCACUGCAGCAUGAGGGAAGACUGCCUACUAACCUGAGCGAGAAAGACAAGCCCCUCAACACAGCCACAACUGGAGGGUGGAGACAGUCCAGUAGUCAAUGUCGUCCAAAGAUUCUGGGAGUCUGCAGUACCUGGCAUUAAAAACCAAGUAAUGGCGCCUCCAUUCUGAAAUCUGACCUUGCUGGUCUGGUGAAAUAAAAGGACACUGGUACUUCUCACACCCUCCUCCAGAACCCCUAGUCCCCACAUGGCUGGUAGUCUCUUGAUCUGAGGCUGUUCUUUUCUACUGCCUAUGAACAGCCUAGUUGAGUGAAUUGGAACACAUGCAAACCCAUCAGGAGGUGACUGCAUAUCAGGUCAGGGCAGAGGGACAGGCUAGGGUAGUAUCUGAGGAUCCCCAUACCAUGCAGUGGUCAGAUGUUUUCCUGACCCCGUAGUGUAUUCUAGACACAGCCUCCUAUUCAAAGGGCUGAGAUGCUGGACUGAUAUCCAGAUGAAGAUCCAGACCAAACCCUCGGUUGCCUGCCUAGGAGCAUCUAGGAAACAAUGCAAAUGUGCAGCCUCAUGGAGGAGAUUCGCUAUCAACUGGCCACCUCGCCUAAGGGCUGGGGACUGAACAGAACAGCGCAGAGUGGCAAGUCCAUAAAGGUUCUGGGCAGAAGGCCAGAACUACCAUCUCAGCUCCCAGCCCUCACCCCCAAUGACAUCCUCGGUAGAAGAUAAAAACUUCAGAAUGCAUUUGGGUCUGGGUAGUUGUUCCACCAGUGUGAGAUGGGAGUUUUUGCUCUGAUACAACUUGGGCUCUGUAAAUGAAAACUGGGUCACUGCCUUGCUGGCCCUCACUGUCCUCGCACAGAACCUAAGGACAGUUCUAGGCCCUCCCAUGUAGUCCCUUGGUAGCACCCAGAAUUACGCCAGACAAGUGGUCUUCAUUGUGUCCCUUCUUACCCCAGUUUCCUCACACAGCACCUUUAUUUAGUCAGUGUUAAGUUUAACUUUGAAAAUACACCCUCCCUCUAGAUGAUGUCAUCUAGCAAGGAAAGGGGCAGUAACAAUUAGAUCACGAAGACUUAGUGUUUUCAUAUUGUCAGUUUAAAGUGUCUGUGAAAUCUGUGUGUCAUCUGUGUACCCUCUCGACAUAGAAACUGAUCGGACUCCAGCUCUUCUGCACAAAACAGAUGUGCAUUCUCCUCAGUUUCUGAUUUGAACACACAGGUAGGGUGUUUGUCUCUGUUGCAUGUUUUAUGCGAUACCAAUUAGCUUUUACUAAUCAUGGAUAAAUAGAAUUCAGUAUCUAUCUGUGAAUAAAAAAAAAACCCAACAACUGCAUAGCAUGUAAACUGAGAUCCAGGGCCAUGUGCUAUUAGGUGACAGGUCCUUUCAGAGGAUGACAACCAGGAGAUGACCUUUUUUCUGGAGGGGACACCUAGGAGACAGAGACAUACUCUGCUGUGAGCUGACACCCAGGAGACAGAGGCAGGUUCUCUUAAGGUGUGGCAGCAAGAAAACAAGGAGAGGUUCUGUCAGGAGCAACACUCAGGGACAUGGGUUGGAGUGACAGAGACGUUCUGUUGGGGCUGACACUCAGGAGAAAGAACAAUGCAAACGGUAUCUUAAGUGUCAGGGAAGGAAGGUAGGCAGGUAGGAGGUGCUUGCGAGCACUGACUCUAGUAGAAUACUUAUUUAUUUCUAUUUAAUACUAUAAGAUAAGCAACUAGUUAGUGGGAAUGUUUUACCAAAAUCAAAGCUCAAAUUACAUGUUUAAAUAUUGUUGAAAGAUCUAUAUUUAUACUGGAGUAUUUUUACACCUUUCAGUAUCCUGUCUUACACGGGGCAUAGGGACAUUACGACGGAUGGAGACAGCUAUGAAAUGGGCUGCACUUUCCUGUAGUCUCUUCCAGAGAGAUGACGGUGCCUGCCCUGGGCUAAGACUCAACCUUCCCACUUCGAGAGGCCCUGGGCUGCUUCAGUGCCUGUUUUAAUGAAUAGUCUUACUGGCACGCAACUGUACCCAUGCAUCUACAUACUGUUCUGUAGCUGCUUCUGGCAUUAGAACUGGCUGGGAAGAUUGAGGCAAAUGCCACGGCACAGACACCUAUGGUAUUUUCCACCUGUCCCCUUUCAGGAAAAACUGCCUGUCUGUCUGCCUGGCCCGCUCUCUCUCUCUGCAGACUUGUAUACUACCUGGCUACAGCAUGGGCACAUGGGAAAGUCCUGCCAACACCUUUUAAGUAUGGCAAGGGUGACAAUUUAGCUGUACUGUGAAGACAUCAAUAGAUGGAAUAUCCUCCCAACACUGAGCCAAACUGCUCUUCUUCACCAAUAUACUACUGACCAUUCUGAACUUCAUGGUUCAGGGGUGUGGCCAUCUUGGGACGCUUAAAUUAUCUCUUCCUUUAGACCUCUUAAACUAAACCAAGCCAAACAACAAAGGAAGCCUGUACAACUUAAACUUGAAAGGAAUAAUAUGCUACUACUACUAGUUUGUACUAAGUUUUUUUUCAAGAAAGGGAGUUAAGUUUAUAUAUAUAUGUGAUAUAUAUUUUUACACUAUUUUAUUAAUGUUAAGGAAUAUGGAGUGUAUCACUUUAUCAGUGUGAUGGGUAAUGUUGAUGUCAUGGGUGUUCUGACUCAGAAAGACACUUAUGCUGACAUCUAAACCACACUUGCUCAGAAUGUCUGUCAGGUCAGGAUGGCCCUCCUGUCCCUGCUAUAGAGUGCAAGGCAUCUAUCUAGUCACCUGUUGGACAUAUCAUUAUGGCCUGGCCCAUACUGCUUUAGUGAAACAGCUUGUGUCUAUCAACAUUUUGUUCAUUGUGUUUGCUGUUAUUAACAUUGUGUCAAGUUGGUAAAGUGAUGAAUAAAGGUGUUAAAAUGUG
Molecule: messenger RNA, 4988 nt
Organism: Myodes glareolus (Bank vole)
Lineage: Eukaryota; Metazoa; Chordata; Mammalia; Rodentia; Cricetidae
Gene: Tppp
Product: tubulin polymerization promoting protein
Biological process (GO): microtubule bundle formation; microtubule polymerization; positive regulation of protein polymerization
Cellular component (GO): microtubule
Molecular function (GO): tubulin binding
Source: RefSeq, a predicted model, not a curated record